Messenger RNA from Penaeus chinensis, 3599 nucleotides. It is a transcript of the gene endos, whose product is annotated as cAMP-regulated phosphoprotein 19-like. The record is from RefSeq and is a predicted model, not a curated record. The transcript is spliced from 3 exons. Gene Ontology annotation, cellular component: cytoplasm. Bases 111 to 494 code for a protein of 127 amino acids. Gene Ontology annotation, molecular function: protein phosphatase inhibitor activity. Lineage: Eukaryota; Metazoa; Arthropoda; Malacostraca; Decapoda; Penaeidae.
GACGGUGACAAUCCACACCUGAGUGUAACCAAAAGUUUCACUCCUAUUCCCUUCGCGACGCCAAUUUAACCGUCUCCUUCUCCCUCGAUUUCAUAUUUAGUUGACUGACGAUGUCGGACACCGAGCAGAAAGCGGAGAGUGGAGCUCUUGAGAAAGUGGAAGAGCAGUCGCCCGAAGGAGGAGAGGAAAAGAAAGAGCCCCCCAUGAGUGCAGCAAGUAUUGAGGCUGCAGAAGAAGCAAAACUGCGAUCAAAGUAUCCCAUCGUAGGACGACCAAUGGCAGGCCACUCUGCAUUUCUUCAAAAGAGGCUGGCAAAGGGACAAAAAUACUUCGAUUCGGGAGAUUACCAGAUGGCUAAACAGAAACCAGCAACCAAGUCACGAAUGCCGCCACUCUUAGCACAGCCCACCGGAGAAGCCAUCCCCACCCCAGAGUCUGUGCCUGUUCGCAAGACUUCUAUCAUCCAGCAAAGUAAACUAACCACUGCAUCAUAAGUCAAGUGUGACUUAAAAAGAAAUGUUUCUUAAUUGUCUUUAUUUUUUAGAUUUUUUUGUUUUGCCCAUUUACUACACUGUAGGUGUGGGAAUAUACUGAUGAGCAGUCCCUGUAGGUUAAGAGCUUAAUAUAAGAUAAUAGAGCCCAAAACAUCUAUUUAGGGCUUGAUGCAUGCAUGAUCCACAAGCAGUGAGGAAAAUAUCAGCUGUGAUUUAAAUCUUAGAUGAAAUAGUCAUGCAUUCUUUAUUAUUCCCAGUGAUGCUAUAGGAGGGACUGGUUGACAAUAUUUCCCUCAAACCUGCAGGAUUUUGUACCUCUCCAGUAUGAUGCAAGCUCCACAUGUUUUGUGAAACUUGUUGCUAAAUCAUAUCAAGGAGUUUGUUUAAAUAAAGGGUUCCUUAAUACUUGUAAAGGAGUAAAGUUAGAAAAGGUUAUACUUAUUUUCCAUACCAUGUAGUUAAUGAUUUUUCUUUUUUAUUACAUUGGGUCAGGUCACAGACAAGAAGUGAAAUGUUUUAUGUUGACAUUCAGGAUUUUAGUUUUGUGUUUUUAAGUAUCUGAGGUUCCCGAAUGACAUUAUAAGGGCUUUAGCUGGAUGGAGAAUCCAUAACUUUAAGAGAAUGUAAAACAGAAUAUAACUUUUCUAAUAGCCAUUUUUGUGCUGAAGAAACUGUUUGAAAAAGAAAGCUUUCCUACAUAGUGUAUACAAAUACAUAGUCAUGUAACAAAAUCAGAAGCUAUGUGCCCAUCUUUUACUCAACAAUAUUCAGGGACUGUUUAGGACUUGCAUUCUGCUUUAUUAGGAGGUGUUUUUUGUUUGCAAGCAUUGUACCACCUCUUUGCUUAAGAACAAUAUCUUUUGGUCUUCAAGAAGUGUAGAAGUGCCAUUCAUUUUUUGCCUGAUCCUUUUAAAUAGCCAGUGAAUGUAAAUAGAAAUAUUUGAUAUUCCAAAUAGGACCUUGUUGUAUCUUCAUGUUGUCUAUGGACUUCACCAAAAUCUGUCCUUCCACAGUAAUUUAAAUGUGUUGAAAAAAACAAAACAAAAAAAAACAAGAUGACAUGAGAGGUGUGGAUGCUAAGUUAAUCAGUGUAUGUAGGAUUAUCAAGGAGUUGCCAAAAUGUAUACCGAGCACUGGAGUUUUUUACCUUUGCGACCCUUUUCAAAUGGUUUUGUAAUCACAAAUUUCACUCCAUAAAGUUCAUUGUGUUGAUGUUUUCCUCCUUUUUCUUUUUAAAACUUGGAAGUAGUAAUAUAACUUUUGAAAAGGGACAAAUUACACUUAGAAGUUUGAGUAUGUCUUUCAUUUAAGGGGGGGAAUAUUUAUUAAAUAGAUCUUCUAGCAUCAGUGGUGAUUGGGAGCAGAACCAUAGCAAAGUAGCCAUUAGGUCAAGCUUGUGAGUGGAUUUGCCAAACCUUCCAGUGACUUGCGCAUAGCUCACACAUCCUUAUCUGGUCGUAUCAUUAGCUUCUGAAUGCCAGUGUGAUGCAGUUCAAUAUUUUUAUCUAAUAUCUCAUUGUAAUUGUGCAUAAGUUUUUUGUUUAUUUUUCUUUUUUCGUUAAAUGGGAAGUAACAUAAUAUUAUGGAUGUAAAUUUUCAAAUGAAAACAAACUUAUAUUUAAUUUUUGUUUUCAUGUCAUUACAUUAGUUGCUUUGUUUUGCAUGUUAAAUUUUAUCCAUUUCUUUCCUGUCCUGUAAAGACAAAGUCAGUAAAAUAAACAAAUAUUUAAUAGAGAUCUCUGCCACCCUUAAGCAAAGUUGACUACUGAUUUUGAAAAAAGAUUUUUAGUUAUAGACCUGAAAAAUAUUUGUAUAAGGUAUAUACCAUAUAACCAAUAUAUUAUCAAUAUUUAUUCAGAAAAAAAUGACCUCUCAUUAAUUUCAUUAUCUGUUGUAUGCAGUUAUUACUGUAAACCAUAAUUUAUUAUCAAGAAACUCAAAGUUUAAAAGUAUUGACCAUUUGGAAUAGGUGUAAUUGUCUUAGCUAUCAGUCAACUGAUAUAAUACAUUUAUUUUGAAGAACCACAGUAAAUAAUGAAUGAUUUUUAAGAAAAAUCUGUUCCUAGAUAUGUAUUAUACUGCAUGUUUGUGCAGGAUAUGUAGUAGUACUGUUGCCUUUUGCGCAGUUUAACUCUACACUUAAAGAAAGGUCUGUACUUAUAUUGUAAAUAUUGUAAUGGAAAUCAGUUGACAGUUGACAGAAUGCAAUACAUUGCUUCAGAUAUAUUUGACUGCAGUAGAAAUCAUAAGAAAAAAAAAAAAAUGCAGUUAUAUAGCCUUUUGGUUCGAAAUACUCUAUGGAAUUCUCUUUUGAAAAUGUUCUACUGAAGUUCAUGAAAUAUGUGAAUCAUUCAGUAAUGCAAAAGAAAGGAAAAGGUAAGAUGAUAUCCCUAGAUUAUACCUGGAAGAAGUAUUGUUUGAAUGUGAGAGGAAAUAAAAAAAAAAAAAAAAAAUCAAUUUAUAGAAAUAUAAAUGCAAAUACAUACAUUUAUACUUACAAAUAUUGUGUAGUAAACAUCUUUCUAUUACAGCUAAGAUUUGUCCCCAACUAACUAAACACAAACUAUCUUUACACUGUAAAAAAAAGUAUUACACAAGUUCCUUCCUCCCAAAAAUAGAGAUGUAUAUUAAUGACCUGAUGAUUUAAACUAGUAAAUAUUUUUUUCUGUUCACAGUGGGAUUACAUUUUUUAAAUUCAUAUUUCCAGUAUACCAGCAAAAACAAUUUUAUGAGGGGCAUGCAGCUGACGUAUGUAAUGAAUACACAUUUCCUAAUACAUAUGUAUCUUCUCCAUUUGUGAGGAAAUUCUUUUACUGAAUUUAUUUCUUACCAUCAAGCUGUUUUCAAGCAGUUAAUAAUGACAAUUACAUAGAGAAGUUGAUCAUCUUCAUUCACUACAUAAACAUUGUUAAAAUUAAAUAUUGUAGGUAACACAAACACAUACAUGUAUAUUCUGGGGAAGAAAGUGAUAGUUAGAUAUUUUUUUACAGGUAUCAUUAUCCAGUGGUAUUAUGUGAUUAAACAGGAUUUAAAUAUAUUAGUAAGCUAUGGUAUAUGGAUGCUAACAAUGUUGAUUUGAAGAAUACACAUUAAUGGAUAAAACAA